This is a messenger RNA of Hyposmocoma kahamanoa, 722 nucleotides long. It is a transcript of the gene RsfS312, whose product is annotated as mitochondrial assembly of ribosomal large subunit protein 1. Gene Ontology annotation, molecular function: ribosomal large subunit binding. The record is from RefSeq and is a predicted model, not a curated record. Gene Ontology annotation, cellular component: mitochondrion. The coding region runs from base 1 to 720 and encodes 239 amino acids. NCBI's taxonomy places the organism in Eukaryota, Metazoa, Arthropoda, Insecta, Lepidoptera, Cosmopterigidae. The transcript has 4 exons. Gene Ontology annotation, biological process: negative regulation of translation; negative regulation of ribosome biogenesis.
AUGUUGGUUAGAAGCCAUACGAUUUUGCACCUCCGAAAACCUCUAUCAUUGUCGCCGCUAAGUUCUAGUAGUAGUAUUACGUAUUUUAGGCAAAUUCAUUGCGGAGUUUGCUUACGAAAUCCUCGACAAACGUCGAAACCAAACAUCAAGACAUCCCCUGCGAUAGCUAGCAAGUACCAAGUUAUAACGGAGGAAAACUCACCAGUCAUUGAACACACAGCUGAGGAGAUUCAUUCUGAGACAAAAUAUCCUAUUUUAAGUGAUGAAUUUGAUGGAAUUAAUUUAGAAAGAGGAAAAUCCGGAGUUUUUGAAAUUGAAGAUUUAGUUGAUUUAUUAAAAAGAGAAAACUCCAAAGAUGUCUUUGUAACCACAGUGCCUAAAGAAAUAAAUUAUGUAGAAUACAUUUGUGUGGUUAGUGCUCGCAGUAAAAGGCACAUCAAAGCUCUGGCAGAGUUUGUAAGGAAAGUUUACAAGAAGAAAUGUCAUAAGAGUGAUUAUAUUCCUAGAAUUGAAGGAAAGGACUCGGAUGAAUGGAUAGCUUUAGAUUUAGGUAAUAUUGCUCUACACAUAUUCUCAGAUAAAGCAAGAGAGAUUUAUGACCUAGAGACUCUGUGGGCAGUGGGCCCAGAAUAUGAUGAACAGAUUAAUAAGAAAAGUGAAGUUGUGGACAUGUUUGAAAACUACAGUACCUACUUAAAAGACUUGAAGCCAUUAACAUAAUG